GUUCACCCCCCUCCCCCGCCCUCCUACCAGUGGAUCGCGUGUGCCGGUUAGCAUGCCACUCAGACGCCGAAUCUGCAGCAAAUAAAUCCAAAUUAUUAAUACACAACGCCAAAUUCCUGCAGUUGGAGCAAAGGCCUGGUUGCGCAGAAAUAUUGGCGCCGAGGAGGGAGCGGGUUGGUGGAAAGAGGGGUGCGUGGCGGUGGGAAGUGCUCUCCUAACCAAAUCCUCCAGAACAUGGCGGAGCACCACACCGCCUCCGACUGUAAGCACAAAGCGAGCUCCAACUCCGGAGGUUCGGUCUCGGGCAACGGACGGCCCAACUCCCCGGCUGGAUGCAGCGGCGGAGGCCUGUCCGGGGGACUGACGCAGCCGGCGGGAUGGCAGUCUUUGCUGUCGUUCACCAUUCUCUUUCUGGCCUGGUUGGCAGGGUUCAGCUCUCGACUUUUCGCAGUUAUUCGCUUCGAGAGCAUCAUUCACGAGUUUGACCCUUGGUUCAACUACAGAUCUACUCAUCAUCUUACCACUAACGGUUUUUAUGAGUUUCUCAACUGGUUUGACGAGAGGGCCUGGUACCCACUGGGCAGAAUAGUGGGAGGGACGGUGUAUCCUGGUCUGAUGGUGACGGCGGGCUUGAUUCACUACAUACUGAAUUUGCUUCAUGUGACUGUGCACAUACGUGACGUUUGUGUGUUCCUGGCCCCCGUCUUCAGUGGCCUGACUGCCAUCUCCACCUUCCUGUUGACGCGGGAGCUGUGGAACCAGGGUGCCGGGCUGCUAGCAGCGUGUUUCAUCGCCAUUGUACCCGGCUAUAUUUCACGCUCUGUGGCCGGCUCAUUUGACAACGAGGGCAUUGCCAUUUUUGCCUUGCAGUUUACCUACUACUUAUGGGUGAAAUCGGUGAAAACUGGCUCGGUUUUUUGGGCCAUCGGCUGCUGCCUCUCUUACUUUUACAUGGUGUCUGCAUGGGGAGGAUACGUCUUCAUCAUCAACCUGAUUCCCCUCCAUGUUUUCGUGCUGCUCCUUAUGCAGCGCUUCAGCAGGAGACUGUACAUCGCCUACAGCACCUUUUAUAUAGUGGGGUUGGUGCUGUCCAUGCAGAUCCCCUUCGUAGGCUUCCAGCCCAUCAGGACAAGCGAGCACAUGGCUGCAGCAGGUGUAUUUGCUUUACUUCAGGCUUACGCCUUUCUGCAGUAUCUGAAGGACAGACUGACCAGGCAGGAGUUCCAGACACUGUUCUUUCUGGGCGUUUCUAUGGCUGCAGGGGUGGUUUUCCUCACUGUUAUUUACCUGACUUACACAGGGUACAUUGCUCCUUGGAGUGGGCGUUUUUACUCUCUCUGGGACACCGGAUAUGCAAAGAUCCACAUCCCCAUCAUCGCAUCGGUGUCAGAGCACCAGCCCACCACCUGGGUCUCCUUCUUCUUUGACCUGCACAUCCUGGUCUGCACCUUCCCAGCAGGCCUCUGGUUCUGCAUCAAGAACAUCAACGAUGAGCGAGUCUUUGUGGCUCUAUAUGCCAUCAGCGCAGUGUACUUUGCUGGUGUGAUGGUGCGUCUGAUGCUGACACUCACCCCAGUGGUGUGCAUGCUGUCAGCCAUCGCCUUCUCCAGUGUGUUUGAGCACUACCUGGGCGAUGAUAUGAAGCGCGAGAACCCGCCGGCUGAGGACAGCAGUGAUGAGGACGACAAGAGGAAUCAGGGGAACCUCUAUGAUAAGGCCGGCAAAGUCCGAAAGCACGUGUCGGAGCAGGACCGGCCGGAAGAGGGUUUGGGCCCCAACAUCAAAAGCAUUGUUACCAUGUUAAUGCUGAUGCUCUUGAUGAUGUUUGCAGUGCACUGCACGUGGGUCACCAGCAACGCCUACUCCAGUCCCAGUGUAGUGCUGGCAUCAUACAACCAUGACGGGUCACGCAACAUUCUGGACGAUUUCCGUGAAGCGUAUUACUGGCUCAGGCAGAAUACAGAUGAACACGCUCGAGUCAUGUCCUGGUGGGACUACGGGUAUCAGAUAGCCGGCAUGGCCAACCGCACCACGCUGGUGGACAACAACACGUGGAAUAACAGCCACAUAGCACUGGUCGGUAAAGCCAUGUCCUCCAAUGAGAGUGCAGCCUAUGAGAUAAUGAAGUCCUUGGAUGUGGAUUACGUUCUGAUCAUCUUCGGGGGAGUGAUUGGAUACUCAGGCGACGACAUUAACAAGUUCCUGUGGAUGGUGCGCAUCGCUGAGGGGGAGCAUCCUAAAGAUAUCCGGGAAAGUGAUUACUUCACACCACAGGGAGAGUUUAGAGUGGAUAAGGCCGGCUCUCCCACCCUGCUCAACUGCCUGAUGUACAAGAUGUCUUACUAUCGCUUUGGGGAAAUGCAACUGGACUUCCGCACACCCCCUGGAUUUGAUCGGACACGGAACGCAGAGAUCGGCAACAAGGACAUCCGUCUGAAACACUUGGAGGAGGCGUUUACCUCUGAGCACUGGCUGGUGCGCAUCUACAGGGUGAAGAAGCAAGAGAACCGACAGGCUCUGGACCACAAGCUCCGCAACAUCGCAGCCAAGCAGAAGUACACCUCAAAAAAGACAGCCAAAAGGAAGAGGGGAUACAUCAAAAACAAGUUGGUUCUGAAAAAAGGCAAGAAACUGAAUAAGAAGUCUGUUUAGCUAUUGAAUGAAAACGUUAAGAAUGGAAAAAGGAAAACAAAAGACAAGGACAAGUGCAACUAGUAAGUAAUCCACCAAUCAAAAAGAAGAACAAACAUGUUGUCUGGCACCGCCCACCUGAGAAUGUUUGAUUGGAGGCUGUUGGUCCUGCGAUUGCCGUGAUGAUGCGGAGGAUCCAUGAGCGUUUGGAGGAUGGGGAUCUGCACCGCAGUUUUAAUCUGACAACUCUGGACUUAAUUUGGUCUUGUUCUUUUUUUUUUUUUUGCUUUUUUUUUUUUUUUUGCUUUUUUUUUUGUACUUGAAUAUGCUGGUGAAGAGAGAGCGCUGCCCGUGUCUCAAACAGCAGGCACAAUUUUUGUGGUACAGUUUGAUAUAAUACAACCGAAUGCUAAAACAACCAACUAAUAUGAAUUCAUUAAGCUCAGUGAACCUUGGAGCACCAAAGAGAUUUUUUUUUGUCUUGUCAGAGCCUGUGAUAAAUUGUUACCUUUUGAUUAUAAAAACCAAUUAAAAAUAAAAGUCUGAGGAAAAUAGAGCCGUCUGCAGUGCGACAGCCCCUAAAAUGCUCUCUUGGUUUUAACUGUUAUCUGACAAACCCGGUUUCUAUGUGACAAUGCAGUGGGUUCUUUGUGGCUCUGAAUUGGGGGAUGGGGGUUCUCCUUUUUUUUCUAAGGCAAACACUGCAAAGGACUCGAUUAUCAGUAAAUGUUUAACUGUUGUGGUGAUUUUUGAAUAUAAUUUUGUUUGUUACAUAAUUUUGAAUGUUUUUGGUUUGUUUUUCUAUUUGGUUGUAAGAUUUUAUGCAAUAAUUCUAAAUUCAAAUGAAGAAGAAUCCGCUUUUAUUUUCUUUAUUGCUCAUGUGUUUUGUCCAGAGGGGGCGCUGUGGCUUGGCAUCUCCUGUUCACACAUUUGCGAAGAUCAGAUGUUUUUUUUGGGCCAAUUAGAAAUCAAAAUGUUUCCCCCUCUUCCUAAACAACUGUCUGCCAGGACAAAGAGUGAAUUGAAUUAGUUGUAGGUUUAUUAAAAUGCUGCAUUACUAGCCUGAAUGCACUUUGUCUUAGUUCACCUUAAUGUGGAUCCACUACUGAGUAGCAUGCAGGUGGAGAGUGCUUAUUUUUAGUGUGAAUAUUCCAUUUUUUUUUAACAUUAUAACAUCCAAUGGGUUUUCUUUGAUUUCUGGGCUGCCAUUUAAACUUUUCCCCUCUUUGUUUUCUGCCUUUCUGGUUUUCAACCCUACGCGUAUUCCUUUUGCUUCAUUUCUUUCUUUCUUUUUGUAAGAUAAUUAGAAGGAAAUUUUUUUCCCCUCUUCUCCACAACAUAUCCAUAUUAUUCUUCUCAGAGGGCUCUGAAUCUUAAGAGAAGGUAUUUAUUAAUAAGAAUGAAGUUGAGAAGAGGAAGCUGUUCAUCCUGAAAUGCAAAAACUGUAUUUGUUUUCUUUUUCAAGUGAAAUUUAUUCCAUAAAUUGUAAAAUAAAGUUAAAAAAAAUAAUUAAAAAGAGCGAGAGAAAGGCAAAGAUGCUGUUUGUGAGAAUGAGUUUAUGCCAUUUGUGAUUAAAAGAAUUAAUGAAAGAA
Pimephales promelas (fathead minnow) is the source of this 4223-nucleotide messenger RNA. RefSeq names its product STT3 oligosaccharyltransferase complex catalytic subunit B (gene stt3b). Gene Ontology annotation, biological process: post-translational protein modification. The record is from RefSeq and is a predicted model, not a curated record. NCBI's taxonomy places the organism in Eukaryota, Metazoa, Chordata, Actinopteri, Cypriniformes, Leuciscidae. Gene Ontology annotation, molecular function: dolichyl-diphosphooligosaccharide-protein glycotransferase activity. Gene Ontology annotation, cellular component: membrane.